AUGCGCGCGGUGACCUCGAUGCCGUCGGCGUCGUCGGCGGUCCCCCGGUGGACCCCGCGGCGCGCGCCGUCCUCGAGGAGGCGCGUCUCCUCCGACCGAACCCCCGCGCGCGCCCUCGGCUCCUCCUCCCCGACGGCGGGCGGUCCCGGCCCCAUCCGUGUCACGUGGACCGGCGGGGGCGCCGCGGAGGUUUCGGGCGCCGGCGCGACGUUGGGCGCGGGCGCGGGCGCCGACGCGCGCGUGACGCUGCCGGGCGUCGCCGACGCGCACGUCAAGCUCGAGGUCAAGCAGGGCCGGGUUUUCGUCACCGCGCUCAAGGGGGGCGGGAGGGUCACCCUGGGGGACAGCUCGCUCUUCCCGGGAGUGGCGUACGCGGUGAAGGAGGGCGCGACGAUCGGUCUGGGCGAGGAGGGGAGCGAGGUGACGGUGGAGCAGGUGGACGGAGGCGCGGGAACCGCGGGGAUCGACAUGAUGUCGAAGAUGAUGCAGAUGCAGUUCGAGGCGACGCUCAAGCCCGAGAUCAAGAAGGCGCUCGAGUGA
Molecule: messenger RNA, 540 nt
Organism: Micromonas commoda
Lineage: Eukaryota; Viridiplantae; Chlorophyta; Mamiellophyceae; Mamiellales; Mamiellaceae
Exons: 1
Coding region: 1-540 (179 amino acids)
Molecular function (GO): protein binding
Source: RefSeq, a predicted model, not a curated record